Molecule: messenger RNA, 807 nt
Organism: Puccinia graminis f. sp. tritici CRL 75-36-700-3
Lineage: Eukaryota; Fungi; Basidiomycota; Pucciniomycetes; Pucciniales; Pucciniaceae
Exons: 3
Coding region: 1-807 (268 amino acids)
Source: RefSeq, a predicted model, not a curated record
AUGCCCACUAACUCAGCCUCUGCUGCACGCUGCACCAUCAAACUCAUCACUCCACCACCACCAUCAUCAACAACAUCAUCAACAAAACCGACCAAAACAGCUUGCCAAGAGUACUCUCAACAAUCGAUCAAAGACCCCAUAACAGGCGCAUUUAAAGAGAUCGUUACGAUCGAAUCAAAGCAAUCAAGCCAAUUCCAAAUCAGCUUCCAAGUCCACCAUACCGCAUAUGACUUACUGGAGAGAACUAAACCAACCUGUUCUAGCUCCACUGAGACUGAUAGAGCGCUGAAAUCAAGCGACUACCUCGUCGAAGUCUUGUUGGAUGGGAUUAGCAUCGGAGGUUAUCAUCAACAUCGUUCCCAGACAGCCCGGCCACACAAUCUGAAUGCCUUCCGAUCCUCCGAAACAACCACCCGUCUGCUCGAAUUCGCGCCUCUUCAUCUCGUCGAUCCGGACGACUUUGUCCAAGCACUAGAUCAUGUAGCUGGCAAUCCAACCCCGGAGCAAAUAAUAUGUCAAGACGAGGAAAUCAUUCGAUCUUUGGGUACUAUUGAACUCAAGAUCACCCGCUGCGAGCUCUCCAUGAAGAGAAGGGCCCCCAGCAUCAAGCAGAUCCGCUCCAGACAAACUACUCGUCAAGUUUCUCACUCUCACUAUUCGAUCAAGACUCAAGACUCACAAUCUCACAUCAAGAUCAAUCAUCAAGACCUGACUCGAUUGACUCUCAAGAACAUCAAUACGAUCUCAUCAGGCGGCUUUAUCAUUCAGCAACAAGUUCACUUCAGUGCUGUUUGUUGUUUUCCUUGA